AUGGCCGACGCAGAAGAGGAUUUCAGCUCCUUGCCGCUCCCCGACCGCUUUUCACACAAGAACUGGAAAGUCCGUAAACAGGCCUAUGAAGAUGUUGCUAAACAGUUUGCCAAAUCACCGGAUGAGUCCGAUCCUUGCUUCCGACCCUUUCUAAACGACCCGGGUUUGUGGAAAUCUGCCGUCUCCGACUCCAACGUGGCCGCCCAGCAAGAAGCCAUCACCUCCCUCUGCGAAUUCCUCAAGUAUGGCGGACGAGAUGGCGCUCUACGUACGCGUGGAGUCGCAAUUAGCCCCAUGGUUGAGAAGUGCCUAUCUUCAACGCGACCCGCCAUCAAGCAAAACUCCCUCGAAGCGAUCCUGCUAUAUAUCGAACUGGACACAGCAGCCCCCGUUAUCGAAGAGGUGCUGCCUGGUCUUGGCAACAAGGUACCCAAGAAUGUUGCAGCUACACUAAACGCCUUGACCCAGAUUAUCCACAACUACGGCUGCAAGAUUGUCGACCCGAAGCCUAUCCUCAAAGCACUACCCAAGGCCUUUGGUGCAGCUGAUAAAAAUGUGCGUGCUGAGGCUACUGGCCUUGCGGUGGAGCUCUACAGGUGGCUGCGAGAGGCUAUGAAGCCCAUGUUCUGGGGGGAUCUGAAGCCCACGCAACAAACCGAUCUGGAGGCGCAGUUUGAAAAGGUCAAGGCUGAGGGCAACCCGAAACAAGAGCGACUGCUGCGAAGUCAGCAAGAGGCUGCUGAAGCAGGCGGCGGCGGCGACGGCGAGGACGGAGAAGAGGGCGAAGAAGAAGAGGCGGAGGAGCCAGCCGAGAUCGACGCGUUCGCCUUGGCCGAACCUGAGGAUGUUCUAAAGAAAUUGGCGCCCAAUUUCCACGAACAGCUUGCCUCCUCCAAGUGGAAAGAUCGUAAAGAGGCCGUUGAGGGACUCUAUGCAAUCCUCAAUGUCCCUCGUAUCAAGGAUGGCGACUUCAACGAAAUCACUAGGGGCCUUGCCAAGUGCAUGAAGGACGCCAACGUUGCUGUCGUUACGCAGGCGGCCCAGUGCAUCGAGCUGCUGGCAAAGGGAUUGCGCCAAGCCUUCUCCAAACAUCGUACCACGGUCAUGCAGCCCAUAAUGGAACGGUUAAAAGAGAAGAAAGCUGCGGUUGCCGACGCUUUGGGCGGUGCACUUGACGCUACCUUUGAGGCAACGUCACUGUCUGACUGUCUUGAAGAUAUCUUUGCUUUCCUGGGCAACAAAAACCCGCAGGUAAAGGAGGGUACCAUGAAGUUUCUCAUUCGUUGUCUGCGGACUACGCGCGAGGUUCCAGCCAAACCCGAGAUUGCUCAAAUAUGUGAGGCUGGAAAGAAGCUACUUGCGGAAUCGACCCCCGGGUUGCGAGAUGGUGGUGCUGAGAUUCUGGGAACAAUCAUGAAGAUCAUUGGUGAACGAGCGAUGACUCCGAACUUGGAAGGCUUGGACGAUAUUCGAAAGAACAAAAUCAAGGAGUUCUUUGAAGCGGCCGAAGUCAAGGCAAAAGAGAAGCCCAAGCCCGUCCCCAAGCCGGCACCAGCCGCAGCACCGAAGAAGGUUGUCGGGGGCAAGAAGCCUGCAGCAGGCGUCAAGAAAGCGGCGCCGGCUGCUGCAGCUGAGGCACCUCCCGCGGCGAAGCCCGCAGGAAGCAAACUGGGCCUGCCCAAGACGGGCGGACUCAAAGCUCCCCAAAAGCGAGCGGUUGGGGCCUCUUCUGGGGCUUCAUCACCCCGCCGAUCGGGCCCGAUUAUGCCAGAAGAAGAUCCUCUGCCGCCAACACCACCGCCGGCAAAGGCAGCGCCCUCCCGAGGACUCACGGGUCGCUCUUUGGCUAAGCCUGCUGCGGCUCCCGCGCGGAUGCCUUCGGAAUCACCGCCCCCUUCAAGCGGCCUCACUGCCAUUGAGAGGGCCGAAUUGGAAGAAUUGCGCACCGCCAAUGAUCGUUUGACCCGGCAUAUCGAUGACUUGCGUCAGGAACGCAGCAAGUUUACGUCGGAAAUCCAGGAGCUGAAGAACCAGAAUGCCAGCCUCAUUGAAGACCACACCCGCGAUGUCCUGAGCAUCAAGGCCAAGGAGACCCAGCUCGUCCGUGCCCGGAGCGAUGCGGAGGCAGCAGAGGGAGUCAACGAUAGACUACGGCGUGAGCUGGAGCGCCUCAAGAAGGCGCUGAGCCGUGCUGAACACCUAAAUGCAUCGGCUGGUAUUACAUCACCAACAUUCGACGAGCCCGGGAUGUAUCGGGACUCCAUGGCUGCUCCAAGCUCACGGAAUAGGAUGAGCUACGCCAGCAGCAUGUCCGAAGAGAAGGAGAAUGGCGAUGCUCCUUAUCCACGAAACAAGUUCAGUCCGGAACUGCGCUAUGCAGGCAGCACUGGAUCAUCUGGACGUGGAUCUCCAGCUCGAGGAUUCCGGAAUAUCGCCUCGCACGACGAUGGCAGCGAUUCAACGCUGACAUCGGCCAGAGACCGCCCCGUAUCGUCAAUGCCACAGUCGGGUUCCAACGGAGCCGAGAGCUGGAGGCGAGCAGCUGAGGUGACAAGUCAGUUGAAGGCCAGAAUUGAACAGAUGAAGGCCAAGCAAGGAUUUGCCAGAUCUUAG
Messenger RNA from Trichoderma harzianum CBS 226.95, 2613 nucleotides. RefSeq lists its product as hypothetical. The record is from RefSeq and is a predicted model, not a curated record. Gene Ontology annotation, cellular component: centrosome; microtubule plus-end; spindle pole. Bases 1 to 2613 code for a protein of 870 amino acids. Lineage: Eukaryota; Fungi; Ascomycota; Sordariomycetes; Hypocreales; Hypocreaceae. Gene Ontology annotation, biological process: mitotic spindle organization; microtubule polymerization; establishment or maintenance of microtubule cytoskeleton polarity. The transcript is spliced from 4 exons. Gene Ontology annotation, molecular function: microtubule plus-end binding; microtubule plus end polymerase activity.